UCCACAACCUUUUUUUUAAGAUUUUUUAUUUUCUUUCUUUCUCUCUUUCCCCUUUCUUCUAAAAAGCCACUCAUUUGCUCUCUCUCUCUCUCUCUCUCUCUCUGCAGCUUGAAGAACAGAGAAAAAGGGUUUUGUCAUCUGACCAAAGGACCCAUUUCAAUAAAGUUUUCUUUGGCGAGAAAUUGAGGAAAAGUUUGAAGCUUUUGAACAGAAAGUGGCAAUAGAUUCUGCAAAAAUGGGUGGAUUUUGCAGCUCUAAAGACCAAAGUAGUUGUGUUUCUGUGGGAACUUCUUUUGUUUUGUAGCUGUCUGAAGUUGAUUGAUCCUGGAGUUGGGUUUUGGGUUUAGUGUCUUUUUUUCUUUUCUUUCUGAUAGCUGUUAGGAGAGAGAGAUGGAUGUAAGUGAGAAAGAUGAGUUGAGGAACGGUGACACAACUGCAAACUAUGAUGAUGAGUCUGCUAAUAAUAAUAAUCCACCUCCAGAUUGGAGAGUCUCUGGCUCUAAUCAAGUCUCUGCACCAAACGAUUCAUACCCUCCUGAGAAUCAGAUGAUGGAUUCGUUUGGGCAGACUCUCUGGUAUGAUCCAACAAACGUUCAAGCUGUAGGGUAUGGUGGUUUCAACGGUGUUAAUAAUGCCUCUUCUUCUUCGUCUUCCUUUAGGGGUAAUAAUAAUAUGGAUAGAUCUCUUGAGAUGGGUUGGAACCUGUUGCCUCCUAAAGGCAACGGGAUGUUCUUGCCUAAUGCUAGUAGCUUCCUGCCUCCUCCGAGUAUGGCUCAGUUCCCUGCUGAUUCAGGGUUCAUUGAGCGUGCGGCGAGGUUUUCGCUCUUUAGCGGUGGGAGUUUUAGUGAUAUGAUGAAUCACCACCAUCAGCAGCAGCAGCAGCAGCAGCCACUUGGGAAUCCUACUGAGUCGAUUGGUUUGUUUCUUCCAAGUAAUGUUGGUGUAGCUCACAAUGAUGCAUCUGCAGCGAUGAAAGAGAGUAAUGUUGUUAGAUCUAGUGAACAAGGUAAUAAACAGAAUGUUCCUGGCUCUGGUAAUGUGUCUGAGGAUACUCAGUCUAGUGGUGGUGGUGGUGGUAAUGGUCAGAAAGGUGGGGAGGCUUCUUCUAAAGGCUUUGACUCAAAGAAGAGAAAAAGAAACAGACAGAGUUCUGAAGCAGGACAGUCACACAGAUCUCAGCAAUCUGAGGAAGAAGCAGACAACAAUGGUGAUAAAAAGAGGAAUGAUGAGCAGAGUCCAAAAUCACAGGGGAACAAAACAAACAGUGGGAAACAAACGUCUGAUCCUAAAGAUGGUUAUAUUCAUGUGCGUGCACGUAGAGGCCAGGCCACAAACAGCCACAGUCUUGCUGAAAGAGUGAGGAGAGAAAAAAUCAGUGAGAGGAUGAAGUUUCUUCAAGAUCUUGUACCGGGCUGCAACAAGGUGACUGGAAAGGCAGUUAUGCUUGACGAAAUCAUAAACUAUGUGCAAUCUCUGCAACGCCAAGUUGAGUUUUUAUCGAUGAAACUAGCAACUGUGAACCCACAAAUGGACUUUAACCUUGAAGGUCUUCUUGCCAAAGAUGCACUUCAACUAAGAGCUGGUACUUCAUCUGCAACACCGUUUCCGCAAAACAUGCCGAUGGUUUAUCCUCCUCUACCACAUGGAUUCAUGCAACAGACCCUUUCAAGCAUGGGAAGGAACAUUAGCUCACCAUUGUCUCCCAUAAAUGGUGGAUACAAGCGACAGGAAGCAAAUGGAUGGGAAGGAGAUCUUCAAAAUGUGAUACAGAUUAACUAUGGAGCUGGUGAUGUCCCACCUGACUCUCAAGCAGCAGCAGCAGCAGCAGCAGCAACAGCAGCAUCUCUUCCAUCUUCAAACAUGAAGGUUGAGCCAUGAGAUUUUCUUCCUGUUAGAUAGAAAUGUUAUAUUCUUGUAAUCUUUUUUUUUUCCUUUUUUUAAUUUACUGUGUACUAUAUGAUAAAUGAUAAAUGAUGUAUUAACGAAUACUACUACUACUACUAGUACUAAUAAGCAUUUGAGAUUUAGGUAAAA
Messenger RNA from Raphanus sativus (radish), 2034 nucleotides. RefSeq names its product transcription factor bHLH49-like. The record is from RefSeq and is a predicted model, not a curated record. Bases 391 to 1878 code for a protein of 495 amino acids. The transcript is spliced from 9 exons. Gene Ontology annotation, cellular component: nucleus. Gene Ontology annotation, biological process: regulation of DNA-templated transcription. Gene Ontology annotation, molecular function: DNA-binding transcription factor activity; protein dimerization activity. NCBI's taxonomy places the organism in Eukaryota, Viridiplantae, Streptophyta, Magnoliopsida, Brassicales, Brassicaceae.